Molecule: messenger RNA, 6583 nt
Organism: Hypanus sabinus (Atlantic stingray)
Lineage: Eukaryota; Metazoa; Chordata; Chondrichthyes; Myliobatiformes; Dasyatidae
Product: NACHT, LRR and PYD domains-containing protein 3-like
Exons: 5
Coding region: 4400-6556 (718 amino acids)
Cellular component (GO): cytoplasm
Source: RefSeq, a predicted model, not a curated record
UUUUCAAACAGUGUUUAUUAGUAAAAUACACAAAUCAAUAUCAAUAAUGCAAAUAUAUAGAUAAUACAUGUUAGCAAUACUAAACCGAAAAGUGUGGGUAUAAUAAUAAGCAAUAAUAAACAAGCUCUAACAAUGUCUAGUGGAUAAUGAAUUGUCAUAUGUGAAUAUAACGUACAGUUCAGUUCAUACUUGCUGAGGUAGAUGUUGGUCGUUGUGUUGUAAUUGUUGGAGAGAGAGAGAGAGAGCAAGAUGUAACAGCUACAGGCAGGCAAACCUUACUUUACGUUGUUGAUCCGUCGAUGUCUUGUGGCCAUUCAGGUGUGACCCCGCUGUCCUUCUGUGGUGGACUCGUCACUCUGGCAUGAGUGGGCACACAGACAAGCCCCCACCCGCCCUGCUAUAGCACUGUGUGUUAAACUGACUGAUCCUUUGUUCGGUCUCCGAUGCCCCAAACCUUCACGUGGGUUCCAACACUCAAGCAGUGCUCAAUAGUGUGUUCCUGGUGUGUCUGAAGGGAGGCUCCCCAGACCUCACUUUUAUCGCUUCUCACGGGGUCUCAGUUGUCCAUCAAUUUUGAAUGACUGUGUCCAUCAAACCAGCCCACUCCAGCUGUCCACUGAGGAAUUUUAAUGAACAGAAUGGUACAAGGUGAACAACCCUCUCAGAAGCCAUACGACUUUCAGAAGUCAGAAUAUGGUGGAUCAACAAGUCUCACUCCCCUGCUUUAUCUCUCUCUCUUAUCUGUAGCAGAUGUUCCAAUUCCAGCAUGUUUUCUCUUACAUCUCUCUCUCUCAUUAACAGCAUAGCAACAGUAACGGUUUGUGAUUCUCCAAAAGGCGGGGGGGGGGGAGAUGGGCAACUCUGCACCCUUCUGCCCAUCAGAGCUGUUCAUCCUUCGUAACACUGGCAAGUCCACAUCUGACAUGUGGAGGGUGUUUAAAGUCCAUCUGCACGGAGUAUAGGGUAUUUUGAAGUACGGGAGGAGACAGUGUUGGGUCUCUAUGUUCGGUGCUCAGUGACGCUCUCUUGCACUCCGCUGUUGGAGUGCGUGGUUAUGUGAGUUCUUGCCGCUUUCCUGUCGGAUUUAAUCAGUCUGCCCAAUCUCACUGAGCUCUCUCCUUAACGGGGCCUUUAGAACCGUUGUUCACUGGAUUUUCCUUUGGUUUGAUUCCGGACCAUUCUCAGUAAACUGAGAGAUUUACACUUGAGAAUCCAAGCUGCUGAUCAGUUUCCGUAACACUCAGACCACCCGGUCUGGCACCAGCGAUCAUUCCCCGGUCAACGUCACUUACAUCACAUUUAUUUCCUCUUCAGAUGUUUGGCCUGAAUAACAACUGAACCCGUUGACCAUAUCUGCAUGUGUUUGUGCUUUGAGUUGCAAGCAGAUGAUUAACAGAUUCACAUUAAUGAGCUGGUAUAGAGUUGUACCUAACAAAGAGGCCAUUUAAAACAUUUCCCAUUUAAGCAAACCCUCACCCAUCUCGAAUAUGCACACGGAUGAGAUCUGGGCCUGAUUGUUGAUGAUUUGCAUGUUUGUAAUAACAGGUUGUCGCUGGCAAGGCAGUGGACAGAACACUGUUAUAAGGUGGGGAAUAUCUGGAGAGAGAGACCCGUCACUGUUCCCUCUAAACUGCGCGUCUGCAUAACCACAAUGCUCCCACGAACGGAGCCUUUGUUGCAGCGCAGAUGGAAUUAAACACUGUUGUAUAAACGUUUAUGAAACCUGAAAGUUUUUCUUUGUUGUACUGCAUUUUUAUCCUAUCCUUUAAUUAGUAAUUAAAAUCAAUAGCAUGUUUUUUUUCUCUUGUGUGUCUUAAUCCUAAAAUAUUCAUGGAUGCAUUUUACAAAAGAGGACGCAUCUAUGGUGUUGUGCUUUUCUCAGUCCGUGUGAAAAGUUCCGUCUCAGAGCAAUGGCUGAUCCACGCAGCUGCAAAAAUAGUCAUUAGAUGGAACAUUGGAGACCGACCCACAUUACAUUCUAUGCAUAUUAAUCACAAUUGAAUAUGGUACAUUAUCGUGCUUCCUGUUAUAGAGGAGAUGUUAAAAGUCAAUAGAGUGGACAAAACAGUUUCACCGGGAGCCUCUCUGGUAUCCAGGAAAUAGUAAUGAAUAACGCAAGAAAAAUUAAUAAUAAUUUCGCCUUGUCCGUAGGAGCCUACUUUAAGGCAAUGAUGCUCAGGUGCUUAACAAUAUAGAACUAAUUCUGAGCAGCGAAUAACUAGACGGUCCAUUUGCUAUAAAUUCAAGAGCUUUUCGUUUUCGUUUCUCUACAGAUCACUAUUAAUGCCCCGAUAAUCACUUUUACUAUCUUUUCAGAACACUGUGUGUUGUACCUCCCCCAUUAUAGGUAUGAGCAAGGAUGCGAUCUGGGCCAAAUUGCACAAUUAAGCGUUCACCAUAUCACGCACCAUCCUGCAUAAUCCCAGUUCUGAUACUGGGUCUUCCACAGUGUCUUUUUCCACAGAUGCAAUCUGCUGCACCGAGUUUCCAGCACUAUAAGGGGAUGCAGGAAUAUGGCAUUGGGGCAAAACAAAAUCAACCAUGUUUGAAUGAUGGAGGAGACUCGAUGGAAUGAAUCACUUCAUUCUGCUCUGAUAUCUCAUCAUGACUGAAUGAUCAGUCCUUCGUAUCCCGUAUCCGGAUUUGUGACGUGUGAGGGAAAAUUAAUGAUUUGUUCCAUGAGAUCCUUUUAUUUGUCUUCAGCGUUUAAACCUCAGUGAGAUUCGCUUUUGAAAAAAUUGAGCAGAAAUAUCGUUUCUCCUUUGUAUUGUUAAUGUGCUUCAUUAUCUCUCUGGUUAAAGUUAGACCUGCGGUGAGAGAUUUAUUGGAAGAAAAGCCGACAGCUGGAAAGUCACGAAUGAGAACGAGGGAACAGCGACAAGUGAACCAGCCCGAGGACUGAGAGUACCAACUGAAGAGAAACCUCUGACUCAGAGUUUUCAUUGAUUCAGUCAGGAGAAAGUCUGGUGAGUCUCAUUCACUCGAACACUGGUCCUGUAAACAUUACAGACCUUUACAAAGGAAGGUACGAAAUAGGUGGAAUGCCUCUGUCAGAACAAGUUGCAAUCACUCCAGGUCUGGUAAUGUGCUUUCAGAAGCCCAGCUCUUUAAAGUCACUCACAUUCUCUGAGUGUUUGCUCAUUUGAAGGUGCUGCAUCAUCUGAAGUAGAUUUUGGUUAGUUCUGAUGUUUCCUCGUUACGUUAUAAUCAGCUUAAAAUGCGUUGACAAUUUCCUCCCUUUAUAAGCCCCAACUGUGUCAUGUUGUAGUGAUUGUAGAAAUGUGGAAUUACCAUGAACUGCAGCAACAUGCCCUUGAUCCCAUUGGCUAUUGCAAUCUGCAGUGAUAUACUUACCCUCGAAUAUAUCGUCGCGUAGGCUUCUGCAGAGAACAGACCAUUUAUAAAGGAAAAUAUCCCAACACUGCAUUUUAUUCAGUCCAAACUAGCACAUGGCAACCCAUAAUUUAGCUUGACAGACCUUGGCCUCAUCAAGUACUUUUCUGCUAAUUACAUUGUCAAAACCUGUGAAGAUGACAUGAAGCAGAGGUGGAAAUUCAAAGUUAUGCUCCCAUGGCAGCUUGGUCUCGAUGAUCAGGUUCCAUGCUGUCCGGAGAGAGCAAAUUGGAUGUAUUCAAAAUUAGCUUCAAGGUAGCAAGCAAAGAGUGGUGGUUGAAGAUUUCUCCUCGCAAUGGAGGCGUGUAAUUAGCAGUGUGCCGUGGGGCUACAAGUUGGGACCUUUGAUAUUCGUUAUUUUAUAGCAAUGAUUUGGAUGCGGUUGCACAAGGAUUACUUGACUGGUAAGUUCGCAGAAAGCACAACGUUAGUAUUUGUUGUUCACAGAGAAGAUUAUCGUAGCAUCUAGGGGAUCUAAAUGGACAGGGUCUGGUAAAGAGAUUGCAAACCCAAUCUGAUCAGCAGCGGAUUCAUGCAGAUGUUGGGGAUCAUGUGGAGGAAACAGCCAGAGGAAGUGGAUGAGGCAGGUGCAGUUCCAUAAAUCAAAAAGCAGUUGGGGUGUGUAGAUGGAGUGAAGAGGUCAGAAGGGAGAUGGCCCUAUCACAGGAAAUUCUGACCAUCUCAGUGGGCACUGUGGUUGGCAUUGUGUCGUUGGGCUGAACGCUCUGAAUUUGCAUUUUCUUGCUCUGUGACUCUGUCAGUAGAUGCGCCAGGUAUCAGUGGACAGAUAUGGUGUGGAAGUGGUUACUAACAGGGAAUGUUUGGUCCCCAUGCCAAAUGCUACAAGGGAUGGAAAUACUGUCAUAUUUGCAAAGUAGUCGUACUCUCUGACUCACUGUCUGCUUGUUGUGAAAUUUAGAGCCUCACCAGCAGGUGGAGCUGUCCUGCAGAGCGACCAAAGUGUAAACAAGACGACGACAAUCAACAAUCGUCAGUCAGAAUCAGAAUGGACAAAGAGCCAGAGUUUACAAUCUCCGACCUCCUGGCACAGGGGGAGGAAUAUCGACUGUACCAACUGACAAAGUUCUACAGGGACAGACUCAAACAAGCAAUUGAAGAAAAGGUUGAGAGACUGGGUUGGAUGUUGACAAAGGAGGGACAUUUCAGUAGAGAAGAAAAUGAGAAAGUCACUGAGCUGAUAGAGAAGGGAAACCGGGCAGAGAGUUCCAGACUCUUCCUCAGUCUGGUGAAUGGCAAAGGCUCCCGGGCCCGGAGGGCGAUGUGGGAAUCCUUUCUGACGUGGAGGACUGAGUUACCGAAGUUGGACAGAAUACUGAGGGAAAUACAGGAACUCGGUCCUGAUCCACAAGAAUACAUGAACAUCGGCCAAGGUUUAUCUGAAUUACCCCCUCAGCUGAUAGAUGUCCAACAGAAACACAAGGAGACUCUGCGGACACGAACUGAAACACUGAGAGUGAACACGAUCCUGAUGACGGAGAAGGUGAAGGUUUUCCAGCUGGCUGAUCGAUACGCUGAGCUCACGGUUAUUUCUACUGUUCGAGAUCGGACACUGGUGGAACAUGAGCUGCUGGCAAGAGGCAGAGACCAUGAGGAUUAUAGAGAGAAACAACUCCGCAGUCAGCUGGAAAAAAUCCGUACUGAUCAGUUAUUCCAGAGCUGCUUUUCCCGGAGUAAAUCCAAAUCUGGGAGUUCAGCAGCAGUGGCCGGAGUCCCGGGGAUCGGGAAAACAACGAUGGUACAAAAGAUUGUUUAUGACUGGGCCAUGGGGAAAAUAUACCGACAAUUCCAGUUUGUCUUCAGUUUCAAAUUCCGAGAUUUAAACACCAUUAAUUGUAGAAUAAACCUGAGGGAACUGAUUCUGGAUCAGUAUUUUUACUUUGGGAAUUUCCUGAGAGAGGUGUGGAAGAAUCCAGAAGGAUUACUGUUUAUAUUCGAUGGUUUGGAUGAAUUCAAACACAAAAUCGAUUUUGCAGACAGUCGGAGAGAUACAGAACCCAAGCACCAGUGCCCAGAUCCCGAGUGGAGGUGUGAAGUGUCUGACAUUGUGUACAGUUUAAUCCAGGGCAAGCUGCUCCCAGGGUGUUCAGUGCUGGUGACCACCCGCCCCACUGCGUUACAUUUAUUGGAAAAGGCGGAUAUCAGUGUCUGGGCUGAAAUCCUGGGAUUUGUUGAUGAGGAACGGAAGGAAUAUUUCAUCAGACAUUUUGAAGAUCAGACGGUGGCGGAAGCUGUUUUCAAUUAUGUGAAGGAGAACGAGAUCCUGUACACCAUGAGCUACAACCCCUCCUACUGCUGGAUCCUCGCUCUGGCACUGGGCCCCUUCUUCACACAAAGAGUCAGGGACCCACAGCGAGUUCCCAAGACCAUCACCCAACUGUACUCCUACUAUAUUUACAACAUCCUGAAAAACCACGGCCGUGAGAUUGAGAGACCCCGUGAUGUGUUACUUAGGGUUGGUCAGAUGGCCUUCAGAGGAGUGUCCGAGAAGAAGAUUGUGUUUACAGAUGGAGAUUUGAUCAAGUACAAUCUUCAGCCUUCCCAGUUCCUGUCCGGGUUCCUGAUGGAGCUUUUGGAGAGAGAGGAUUCUGCCCAGAGCGUUGUGUACACAUUCCCACACCUCACCAUCCAAGAGUUUGUAGCUGCAGUGACACAAUUCCUGAUCCCAGAUGGCAGAGAUAUUAAGAAACUCCUCACUGAAACCCACAACACGACAGAUGGGCGAUUUGAGGUAUUUCUCCGUUUUGUUGCUGGUCUCUCCUCUCCAAUGACAGCUCGGGGCCUGGUGGAGAUUCUGGGUCCAUUUCCUCAUGAAACAACCUGCCGGGUGAUUGACUGGGUGAAGGAGGAGGUUAAACGUCAGAUUGGAAACACAGGGAGAGAAGCUGGUAAAAGGAGCCUCCUGAACACAUUGCACUACCUGUUUGAGUCUCAGAAUCGUGGACUGGCUCAGGAAACACUGGGAUCUGUGAAAACACUUUCAUUCAGUGGAAUGACACUGACCCCGAUUGACUGCGCGGUCCUGUCUCAUGUCAUCGGACUCUGUGAUACAAUAAAACACCUCAACCUGGAGGGCUGCCACAUUCAGUGUGAGGGAAUCCAGCGGCUGGGACCCGGGCUGCACAAGUGCCAGGAGUUGAGGUAACUUGAUUUAUCUCUCACUCGGAACUGU